Conger conger (European conger) is the source of this 2297-nucleotide messenger RNA. RefSeq names its product leucine-rich repeat-containing protein 52-like. Bases 1 to 936 code for a protein of 311 amino acids. The transcript has 2 exons. Gene Ontology annotation, molecular function: transmembrane transporter binding; voltage-gated potassium channel activity; potassium channel activator activity. Lineage: Eukaryota; Metazoa; Chordata; Actinopteri; Anguilliformes; Congridae. Gene Ontology annotation, cellular component: voltage-gated potassium channel complex. The record is from RefSeq and is a predicted model, not a curated record.
AUGCACUUUUCCCGUCGUCGUGGCGCACACUCACUGUGGCUCGUGUUUCUGCUAGCAUUUGUCAUGGGGGCUGCACCGUCCCCGGCUGUAACCGCGGGCUGCCCCAACCGAUGCUCAUGCGACGACCAGCUUGCAGUUCAGUGCGUGGGGCAGGACCUAAAUUAUUUUCCUCCGGACUUCCCACUCGCCACCAGGCAGCUUCUCAUUUCCAGCAACCGUAUCGCAGAGUUGCCGGCGCUGCUGCUCAACUACUUGUCUGACUUGGUGUUUCUAGACUGCAGUAACAACACUCUCUCAGAGAUCUCAGAAUCUACCUUUGGAAACCUCCGCAAACUGGCUUACCUGGAUCUAUCCUUCAACGCCCUUGCUCAAAUCGACGGCCGGACGUUCGGACCAUUGGGGAGUCUUGUGAUGCUCAGGCUGACGGACAACCCUGGAUUGUCCGAGAUCCACCCUGACGCCUUCACGGAGAACACGGCGCUCCAGGUGCUAGACAUCAGCCGGAACAACCUGACGUCUCUGAACGUCAGCUCUCUCAUCUCGCUCCAAACACUCCGCUCCAUCGCACUCAGUGGGAACCCCUGGCGCUGCGAUUGCGACACCGAGGAUCUUUGCCUAUGGAUGCAGAUCGAAGCAUUUAAGUUUCAAGACGGGCUGAAGACGGUGUGCCAGGCACCCUCAGACAUGGAGGGCCGGUGGCUGGCAGAGGUGGGCAUGCAACUGCGGAUGGAAUGCCACCAGAGCUUGGGCUACCAAGAUUACAUCUUCCUCACUUCUGUGGGUUUCCUCAUCUUCUCAGCUGGCACGGUGUCGGCCUGGGUGAUGGGUGUGCUUAUGGUGCUGUACGAACGCUGCACCAAGAGUACCGAUGUGAUGCCAGAUGGUGAGGAGGAGGGAGGAGAUGGGGGCCUCAGUAAGCCCGGUGAGAAGGUGUGAAGGCUUGCUUUGCGGUCACUGACACCGAAGAUGUAUUCAUCUUGUUGACAUGCAGAGGGACCAGGAGCUGGACAACAAAAUGAGCUUUAGUCUCUGUUGGCAGGAUAUUGCUGUUGAAGUGUGCCUUAGUGUUUUAUAAAUGAGUGAAAGCAAACCAUGGUAUAAGGCCCUCUCUACUAAGAAGUGAUUACCGUCUCUGGUUCAGGUGUGGGGCACAUUAGCUGUUGGACUGUGAGAUUUUCAAGGAGGCUCCAUCAAGAGGAUCUUUGAUAUAGAAUAUAUGGAGGUAUGUGUGUCACUUAUCUUCAUCAUAUAUACCUGUGGUAAUAUUUCUAGCCAAUCAGAACUAGGUCUGAAAAUGAACUGCAAGAAACAUGUAUAUAUGAGAUUAAGACCUGCAUGGGUCAGUGAACAUUUUAUUAGGUAGGUCUGUACUCCAGCUUGUGAAUGCAAAUAUCUAAUCAGCCAGAAAUGGCAGAAACGCAACGUAUAAAAGCAUGGUCAAUGGGAUCAAUUGUUGUUCAGACUAAACAUCAGAAUGGGGAUGAAAUGUGAUCUAAGUGACUUUGACCGUGUAGUAAUUGCCAGAUAGGGUCGUUUCAGUGUCUCAGGGUCCAUGGAUUCAUGCUGUUGCCACCAAAUUCUGACCCUACCAUCUGUAUGCCUCAGCAGAAAUUCUUCAGACCAGGCUACAUUUUUCCAGUCUUCAACUGGCCAGUUUUGGUGAGCCUUUGCCUACUGUAGCCUCAGCUUUCUGUUCUUGGCUGACAGAACUUUAAGAACCAGUCUGCCCAUUCUCUGUUGACGGCUCUCAUCAACAAGGCAUUUUCGUCCACACCAUCCUGAGUAAACUCUAGAGACUGUUGUGCGUAAAAAUCCCAGGAGAUUAGCAGUCACAGAAAUACUCAAAGAAAGUCUGUCACCAACAAUCAUGACAUGGUCGAGAUCACUGAGAUUACAUUUUUUCCCCUUUCUGAUGGUUGAUCUGAACAUUAGCUGAAGCUCCUGACCCAUAUGCAUUGUUUUAUGCAUUGCACUGUUGCCACAGGAUUGGCAGAAUAGAUAACCGCAUUAAUAAAUUGGUGUACAGGUGUGUAUACGUCAUUAGAGAAGAGUGAAGGUUCAGCUUUUACCCAUUUUACACAAUCUUUUACAGAAAUAAACAAAUAAAUAACUCAAUAAAUAUUCAUUUCUAUUUUCAAACAAACAUUUGUGAAAGGUUAGUGACUAUGUGGUAUAUUUCAGUUUCCGGGAAGGAAUAACAUGACUGGAUUCAUGUUAUAUUUUCCACAGAGGUAACUUAUAUUAAGUGAAUAUAUUUUGCAGUGCAUUGAACAAUUCAAUAAAGGAAGUAAAAUUUG